This is a messenger RNA of Amphimedon queenslandica, 603 nucleotides long. Its product is annotated as ubiquitin carboxyl-terminal hydrolase 47-like. The transcript is spliced from 7 exons. Bases 1 to 603 code for a protein of 200 amino acids. The record is from RefSeq and is a predicted model, not a curated record. Lineage: Eukaryota; Metazoa; Porifera; Demospongiae; Haplosclerida; Niphatidae.
AUGAUUGGAAAAGAAAUGUGUGAAAUUAUAUUAUUUUGUAAUCAUCCUGUUACUGGCGAAUUAAUGGAUUUAUUACUUAAAGUUCAUAAAGAUGAAUUACUACCCAGUGUACUGGAUAAAGCUUAUGAGUUAAUGGAAUUUGCUCCUCAUAUUCCUAUUAAGAGAUGUCGUUUAGUUAAAUAUAAUUUCUGGAAUGAAGUAAUGGAACAGUCCUUUGAUGAGUUUCAACAUCAAACUAUUGGACUGAUAGUAGGUAGGGCUGGAAAUUAUUCCUUAUUCUUAGAAACUCGUAAAGAAAAUGAAACCUUUAAGAAAUACAAUGAUGGAGGUGUUAAUCUAAAGGUAUCAGUGGUUGAUCUGUCAACUGGUGAAGUAGGACCAGCUGUACCAAUGAGAGGAGAGCUAGGUUGGACUGUUGAAGAAUUAAAACAACAUAUAGGAGACUUAUUUAAUAUCAAAUCAUCAUGUAUGAGAAUAGUAAAGGAGGAGCCUGAGGAUUACUGGAGUGAUAGUUCAGUCCGUGAUAUUAGUGAUGUAGGAGGCACUCUAAGAGGGAUACCCAUCAGUAUAUACAAUCAAGCAAUAUUUCACCUCAUACAGUAG